AUGGAGAGGCUUAACACUAGAUGGUCGGCCCCACCCCCCUCAUGGCUCAAACUUAACUUUGACGGCACCACUCGCAGUGGAGUUGUGGCUGGAGGUGAAAUUAUAAGGGAUAUCUUGGGCGACCUGAUUCUGGCCUAUGCAGGGAAUUUUGGCUCUGCCUUGAGUAACACGGUUGAAGCCCUAGCACUCUUCUCGGGGCUUAAAUUGGCUCUCGAUAUUAAUGCUAAAAGACUGAUCAUUGAAGGGGACUCUAAGCUGAUUAUUGAGGUGGCUAAAGGAGUUUUAGGGAUUAGUUGGAUGAUUAGCAACAUACUCAAGGACAUAUGGUCUAUGAUAGUCUGGCUUGAGGAAUUUCAAAUUCAACACAUUUAUAGAGAGGGAAAUUUGGUGGCUGACUCUCUAACUGCAGCGGGCCUUGAGAUGAAAGGUAUGAGGUGCUAG
Molecule: messenger RNA, 441 nt
Organism: Cryptomeria japonica (Japanese cedar)
Lineage: Eukaryota; Viridiplantae; Streptophyta; Pinopsida; Cupressales; Cupressaceae
Exons: 1
Coding region: 1-441 (146 amino acids)
Molecular function (GO): nucleic acid binding; RNA-DNA hybrid ribonuclease activity
Source: RefSeq, a predicted model, not a curated record